This is a messenger RNA of Tarenaya hassleriana, 1054 nucleotides long. RefSeq names its product vesicle transport v-SNARE 12. Gene Ontology annotation, cellular component: endoplasmic reticulum membrane; ER to Golgi transport vesicle membrane; SNARE complex. Gene Ontology annotation, molecular function: SNAP receptor activity; SNARE binding. Lineage: Eukaryota; Viridiplantae; Streptophyta; Magnoliopsida; Brassicales; Cleomaceae. The transcript has 5 exons. Bases 197 to 868 code for a protein of 223 amino acids. Gene Ontology annotation, biological process: vesicle-mediated transport; intracellular protein transport; vesicle fusion. The record is from RefSeq and is a predicted model, not a curated record.
UGGUAAAUCUACCAGCGCCUGGGAGGAAGAACGAGUUGCUUUUCCGUGAAAGCCAACUCCUUUUUUUUUUUCUGUUCUCCGAUCUUACCCCUUCAAAGAUCCAAUUGAACUGUUCACACAUCAGAUUUCCAAAAUUUGCUUGAUUUUAAUUUGAGGUCGAAACCCUUUAAGUGAUUAGUCAAAGAAGAAGAAGAAGAUGAGCGACGUGUUUGAAGGGUACGAGCGCCAGUACUGCGAGCUCUCAGCUAAUCUCUCCCGGAAAUGCAAUUCGGCGUCGCUUCUCUCCGACGGAGAAGAGAAGAAUGGAAGGAUUGCUGAGAUAAAGUCUGGAAUAGACGAAGCUGAUGUUUUGAUCCGGAAAAUGGACCUCGAGGCAAGAAGUUUGCAGCCGAGUCCAAAGGCCGUGUGUCUUGCCAAACUGAGAGAAUAUAAAUCUGAUCUGAGUCAGCUGAAGAAGGAGCUAAAGCGGGUUUCUUCCCCAAAUGCUAGCCAAUCUGCCCGUGAAGAGUUGAUGGAAUCUGGAAUGGCGGAUCUGCAUUCGGUCUCGGCCGGUCAGAGGGAGAGAUUGGCAAUGUCUGUGGAGAGACUUGAUCAAUCAAGCAAUAGAAUCACAGAGAGCCGAAGAACAAUGCUGGAGACAGAAGAGCUUGGUGUCUCGAUUCUUGAAGAUCUUCAUCAGCAAAGACAAACCCUUCUUCACGCACACAGCAAGCUUCACGGUGUGGAUGACGCCAUCGACAAGAGCAAGAAAAUACUGACUUCCAUGUCGAGGAGAAUGACAAGGAACAAAUGGAUCAUUGCUUCGGUUAUCACUGCUCUCAUCCUCACCAUCGUCCUUAUCAUCUCGUUCAAGCUUUCUCACCACUAAAACGUACUUAAAAGACACAACUCUUCUGUCUUUGUGUUUGUGUAUAUGAUGAUUGCCCUGUAAUGGAUCUGAACCUCCCUGUCUCUCCCAAAGUUGUAUUCCAAAGAUUUGUUGUGUGUGUGUAAUGGAUCUCCCUGUACCCUUUUCAUUACAUGGAAAUAGUGUGCGGAAUCGGUUCAUUGUUAA